GCGGGCCGGGGCUGCGGAGGGCGGGGCGCUCGGAGAACGUUAAAGAGGGCUCCCGGGCCCGCCCAGGCCCUGCUGCCGCGGCCCCCACCAUGGCUGAGACCGGCAAGCUCCAGCUGUUCGUCAAGGCCAGCGAGGACGGCGAGAGCGUGGGCCACUGCCCCUCUUGUCAGCGGCUCUUCAUGAUCCUGCUUCUCAAGGGCGUGCCCUUCACACUCACCACGGUGGACACCCGCAGGUCCCCAGAGGUGCUGAAGGAUUUCGCUCCGGGCUCCCAGCUGCCCAUCCUGCUUUGUGACGGCGACGCCAAAACCGACACGCUGCAGAUCGAGGAGUUUCUGGAGGAGACGCUGGGCCCCCCAGAAUUUCCCAGCUUGGCGCCCAGAUACAGGGAGUCUGCCGCGGCGGGCAACGACGUCUUUCACAAGUUCUCCGCCUUCAUCAAGAACCCGGUGCCCGCGCAGGACGACGCCCUGUACCAGCAGCUGCUGCGCGCCCUCACCAAGUUGGACAGCUACCUGCGCGCGCCCCUGGAGCACGAGCUGGGGCGAGAGCCGCAGCUGCGCGAGUCCCGCCGCCGCUUUCUGGACGGCGAUCAGCUCACGCUGGCCGACUGCGGCCUGCUGCCCAAGCUGCACGUCGUGAACACGGUGUGCGCGCACUUCCGCCAGGCUCCCAUCCCCGCUGAGCUGCGCGGCGUCCACCGCUACCUGGACUGCGCCCUGCAGGAGAAGGAGUUCAAGUACACGUGUCCACACAGCGCUGAGAUCCUGGCGGCGUACCGGCCCGUCGUGCGCCCCCGCUAGCGCCCCCGCCGCCCCCACCACCUGCCCACUCGUCCGCAGCCCCAUAAAGGCACCUCUGCCCCAGUGAGCGCAAAGGGGCAUCGGAGGGAUCAGAGGCCCCUCAGUUUCUGCCACUCCCAAACGCCCACCGUAGGACGCUCAGCUCCAGACAACAGCCCACAAGGAUCAGCAGAGAAGCCCGUGGGCGGGGUGCGGUCCAUCGCCCUACUCCUCGGGGAAGGCGGGACUGGAUUGGGCUCCCAAACCAGUCAGGCCAGGGUGGGGCCGCAGGACGGCUAGGGAGGGUGUGGAGCCAAGCCUCAUCUGGGCAACUCCGGGCCAGAGGGUGGGCCCCACAUUCCUCAGCUCUGCCCAGGUGCAGGCAGGCCACCCCCCACUCCCUGGCCAUCGUGUGGGGUCUGCAUCACUGAGGCAUGUGCCCGCUGGGGCGGGAACAAGAUUUCUAGCCUCUCAGAGCCCCACCCCACCUUGCACA
Cervus elaphus (red deer) is the source of this 1278-nucleotide messenger RNA. It is a transcript of the gene CLIC3, whose product is annotated as chloride intracellular channel 3. The record is from RefSeq and is a predicted model, not a curated record. Lineage: Eukaryota; Metazoa; Chordata; Mammalia; Artiodactyla; Cervidae. Bases 90 to 803 code for a protein of 237 amino acids. The transcript is spliced from 6 exons.